Molecule: messenger RNA, 2671 nt
Organism: Osmerus eperlanus (European smelt)
Lineage: Eukaryota; Metazoa; Chordata; Actinopteri; Osmeriformes; Osmeridae
Gene: bbc3
Product: BCL2 binding component 3
Exons: 4
Coding region: 401-1018 (205 amino acids)
Source: RefSeq, a predicted model, not a curated record
GUUGCAAUGAGGACCUUCUUGUCAUCUACAGCAAGACAUUUCGGCACACGGGCCUUAAUCGUGAGCUCGUAUCUCGCGGGGGAGGGGGGAGACUUCACGCGCGCCACAAAACUACUACACUGUUAUUAUUGUUACAACUGACAAGAGCGGGGCGCGCGCCUCGAAUGCGUGUGUGUAUCUGUCUGCCGCUGGGCACGGAUUUGUUUAUAAACAAGCCUGGUCUCGUGCUCACGAGGGUGCCGCCACCGCCAUCUAGUGAUCACGUUAGAAUAUAGGUCGCUAGGCGACGCCGUCGCGAGAGGGGACGAAAAGAACAAUGUUUGACAACGAUUCCUGUAAUGUGCGAAUGUUUGAAUCGUGGUUGGACAGAACGGCAUAACGACAUUAAUCAGACUCAGGAAUGGCCCGGGCAGAGACAGAGAGUGGACCGGGUCCGAUCGGCCAGCCGAGCCGACAUCAGCGCUGUCGCAUGGAGCUCCUUCCACCGUACGCCUGGCCUGGCACCACCUCCCACCGCCUCCAGCCCGGACCCCCAUCCCCCGGCCCGGACCCCCAGGGACCCCCAUCCCCCGGCCCGGCCCCCCAGGGCCCCCCAGCCCCCGGCCCGGCCCCCCAGGGACCCCCAGCCCCCGGCCCGGCCCCCCAGGGACCCCCGCCCUGCGCCGGCCAGCCUCCACGCUCCCACCCCCAGGCCCUCUCCAGAGACAGGACAGACUCAACCAGAGAAAACCAGCAGACACCCAGACAGAGGGGAGCCCUGCCCGACCUGCUGCCCCAGAGAGAGCUCCUUCCCCGGGCUUCACCUCGGCCCCGGGCCCCCGGGGGAGGCCAGGACCUCCAGGUGGAGCAGGAGAUGCGGAGGGUUGGCCGACAGCUGAGGGCGAUCGGGGACCACUUGAACGCUACGAUCCUGCAGAGAGCGGAGGGCGCCCCCCAGUGGCAGGGAUGGAGAGGUGUGUGUCGCGGCCUGCUCGCCUUCCUCUCAGAAACGCUCAGCGCUCUCCAGAGACGUACGUAGGACGGGCGGACGCCUUCCCGCCCGUGCCAGGCAGCGGCCAGCGUGGGUCAGACUGUGGUGAAGGUGGAGGGCAGGCGCUGGCGCCCCCUGUUGGAUGAAGGAGAGACAGCCUGUGAACUGGACACAGCCUGCUGGAACAGACUGUUUGUUUUUCCUUACUUUUGUUUUUUUUUCUUUCAUUUGUUAGUUUCAACACAAGGCCAGUUUAUAGAAAGGCUGUGAAAUAGGACGGUUCAGACACCCUUCCUAGCACUGUCAGAAUUGUUUUUCCCCCAUCCUUGUCACACCAGUGUUAAUAGUUAUUUGUAUAUAUUUUGGGGAAAUGAUGAUAAAUUAAAUGUAGACUUGAUGAACUUAAAAGUACUUACAACUUCAGUUUGCUGUUACCUGCCAAGGUGCAGUGUGUUUCCUGUAUUUGGACCAAUCUCUGAGCCGUUCCAAGAAAUUAAAUCCAGUGGAUUUGAGAUGGUUACUCUGGUUAAAAGUGAUUAUUAUAUUUUGAUUAAGAUGCUUAAUUAAUUGCCCCUUAACUGUACAAAAUGUGUAUUUUAGUUUGGGAAAUGAAUACGGAUCGAGAGCCUAAUUUAUGACAUUUGAAGCCACUAUUUGUAGCUUUGCAUUUUUUUUUUCUCAAACCAUUCUGGACAAUUAUGUUGUUGUUUUUGUGUGUAAAUCUCAGUUUUUGGCCUUAUUUAUUAGGACAGUUGGAGAGACAAUAAAGCAGGGGGGGCAGGAUAUGACCCGGGGGGGGGGGCAGGAUAUGACCCGUGCCAGAUUAGAACCAAGGGACCUUUUGAAGAAAUUAAAAUGUUCUUACAUUUCUGAGGAAAAUACAUAUUCAAAUGUGCUGGAAAGUUGAAAGAGUUAGAUGCCUGAAUAGGUUUGGAGAUUAAGAUGUUCGUAGUUCCAUCUGGAGCAGAAGUCAGGUGACUUGAUACAGCAGCUACAGUGUAACCCUGUGGGUUAACAACAAGAGCUGCAUUCAAACACCGGACAUGGACGAGUCAAGUGUCAUUUCACUUAAAGGUCUAAUUUUUCUAAAUCCCAUGUUGUAAAACCCAUUUGAACUCGGAUUCUUAACAGAAACCAAAAACAACUUAAUGAAAAACGUCACGUUGCAGGUUAGCACACACACACGGUUUGGAUGUCAAACAUGAGGCUUUGAAACUUCCUUACAGAACACCUUCCACCCUGAGUGUCUGUGGUACUUGUCUCCUGAAGCUGUUCUACAUUGGUUCUACAGUAGUUCUACAGCGGUGCUACUCAAUGGAUCUCAUGUUCUGUGUGUUACCAUACCUGGCCUUAAAACCAUUCUACAGAGCUGUUCUAUGUUUAGAGGAAAGGGCUUUAAACAAUACUUUUCCCCAGGUCCUCUUCUGUAAGGUCGGCCCCUGUGACUGCUUCCUGUAACCACUGUGGUCAUGUGCUAUGCCGUGCUCUGAGCACGUGCAGCCGGCCUCAUGACUCCCUGAGUUGUGGUCCACUUCCUGUGGCUGCUCCUGUGACUUCCUGUGGGGUGCAACAGGGAGGGAGGUACACCCCUGGUCCUGUACAGCAUCUCUGUCUCAAUCAGUUUCAUGCAGUGCACAUUCUGUGUAAUUGUAAUGUUUUUUUAUUUUUCUUGCUGUCUUUUUCUACGGUGAACUUUGUACA